AUGUUUUCUCCAUAUAUUAUGUCUCAUACCUCCGACUCUCUCUCUCUCUCUCUCUCUCUCUCUACUCCACUCUUUAUCGCCUGUCUAUAUCUCUCUACAUCUCUCUUUUCCCUCAUUCUGUACUUAUAUAAGCUCUAUUCAUCUUCUCACGAAUACCUUCCCUCUCUGUUUGCAAUAUGUCCCCCCCUCUAUAUGAUUUCGAUUCCUUCUCUCCUUAUCAUUGCUCUGUUUUUUCUCUUUAUCGCCUGUCUACAUCUCUUUCCCUCAACCCUGUAUUUAUAUUUUCUAUUCAUCUUCUCGCGAAUACCUUCCCUCUCUGUUUGCAAUAUGUCCCCCCCUCUAUAUGAUUUCGAUUCCUUCUCUCCUUAUCAUUGCUCUGUUCUUCUCUCUUUAUCGCCUCUCUAUUCAUCUUCUCGCGAAUACCUUCCCUCUCUGUUUGCAAUAUGUUCCCCCCCUCUAUAUGAUUUCGAUUCCUUCUCUCUUCAUCAUUGCUCUGUUCUUCUCUCUUUAUCGCCUUUCUCUAUCUCUCUUUUCUCUCACUCUAUAUUUCUAAGCGCUCCCUUUAUCUUUCCACAAUAUUUUCUCUUUCUCUCUGCGCUCUGUUCCUCCCUCUACAUGAGCCCUUUGUUUCUUCUUCUCCUUUCAUCACCAUCUCUUUAUCCUCUGCCUACAUCUCUCUUUUCCGUCACUCAUGUGUGCAUUCAUUAUCUUCUCACAUUAUCUUCUCUCUCUAUCCGCUCUCUGUCCUCCCCCGUAUAUGAACGAUCUUUUUCUUCUCUCUUCCUCAUUGCUCUACGACAGCUUUUACUUCCGCCACUGUAUUCCUCCUGUUGUUUUUAUCUUCACUCUGUUUCGUCUCCUCACUUCACCCUCCGUUUAUCACUCUUUCUGUUGAUAACCCUUUCAAAUACUUCUCCCUUAUUUAUCUUCGCUUUCUUUCUCUAUCCAAUCAGUAAUGCAACUCCUCUUCCUACUCCUCCUGCCUUCAUAACUUUACCUCUCUUUUGUUUAUUUGCCUCUUCUCUUUUUAUUAGCAUCCAAGGCUUUUUUCCCAUGAUGCAAUUUUUUCCCAUGAUGCAAUUUGAUGAAAGUCACUUCAUUUGGAAUAUUUUUCUCUUUCAAUUUUUUUUAUUUCUAUUAUUUUUCAGUUCCAUUAUUUUUUUUCUCUAUCUAUUUUUCUUUUUAACCCAACUCUGGAAAAAGGUAGACACCUAUCUGUUUCUUUCUUUCUUUCUUUUUUCUUUCUAUCUAUCUAUCUAUCUAUCUAUCUAUCUAUCUAUCUAUCUAUCUCUAUCUAGCUAG
This is a messenger RNA of Acanthosepion pharaonis, 1302 nucleotides long. The record is from the annotation of a GenBank genome assembly. NCBI's taxonomy places the organism in Eukaryota, Metazoa, Mollusca, Cephalopoda, Sepiida, Sepiidae.